Papilio machaon (common yellow swallowtail) is the source of this 2279-nucleotide messenger RNA. It is a transcript of the gene Mapmodulin, whose product is annotated as acidic leucine-rich nuclear phosphoprotein 32 family member A. Gene Ontology annotation, cellular component: nucleus. The transcript is spliced from 7 exons. Gene Ontology annotation, molecular function: histone binding. The record is from RefSeq and is a predicted model, not a curated record. The coding region runs from base 414 to 1340 and encodes 308 amino acids. Lineage: Eukaryota; Metazoa; Arthropoda; Insecta; Lepidoptera; Papilionidae.
ACUUUUUUAAAAUCCGCGCCUUUUGUCAAUCAAGGCAGCAACGUUACAAUACCUGUCAAAACUGCCAACAUUUCCAGUGCACUUUAUUAAUUAUAUUCAGGAAAUCGAACGUUUUUGUGACUUUUUCAAUUACAAAACACUAUUAUAAUACUUUUACAACGAGUAGCAAUAUUUAAUUCAAUAUUUUAUCUCCUUGUUAUAAGAUUAUUUAUAAUAAAUUGCUCAACGGCGUCGUAUCCGGUCUCGUUGAACGGCCACCAGGCGGCGCCUCUAGUACAACGUCACUCGUGUGUAAUGUGUAUGUAUAGUUUCCUUCUGUUUUGAAACCCAAGCAAGCUUAGUGAUUUAGUUCUUUUGGUAAUGUAAUAAGUGAUCCGAUAGUGCUAAUUGUGUGAAACUCCAGAUUUGCGAAGAUGGAAAAAAGGAUUCUUUUGGAGCUUCGGGGAAAAAAUCCCUCACAGGUCAAGGAGUUAAACUUGGACAAUUGUAGAAGCACUGCCAUUGUUGGGCUUACAGAUGAAUAUAUUAAUCUAAAAAUACUCAGUCUUAACAACUCAGGACUUACAACUCUGAAAGGUUUUCCAACACUUCCAAAGUUAUGGAAACUAGAGCUUUCAGAUAAUAGAAUAUCAAAUGGACUCAAUUUUCUACAUGGGUGCAAAAAGUUGACUUAUUUAAAUCUUUCUGGUAAUAAAAUCAAAGAUUUGGUAACUUUGAAACCACUAGAAGCUUUUGAAAAACUGAAAAACUUGGACUUGUUCAACAAUGAAGUAACUAAUAUUGAAGAUUAUAGGAGUAAAGUCUUUGCUCUACAUCCAUCAUUGAAAUAUUUAGAUGGAUAUGACAAAGAUGAUAAAGAUGCUGAAGAUAGUGACGCCUUCAGUGGUGACAGUUAUGAAGAGAAUGGAAAUAAUGACAGUGAAGAAGAUGAUGUGGAUAUAGAUUUGGGUCCGUUGGUAAUUGACGAUGAUUCCUUGUCACAAAGGCUGACAGAGACAAAACCAUCCUUACUUAUGUCAAUAUAUUCAGUUUAUGGUCUCAUAUUCCACAUGGGUUACCUAUUAAAAAAUUCCGAUGAUGAAGUUGAAGAAGAGGAUGAUGAGUUAUCACUUUCUGAAGUCUACAAUGAAAAUCUAGAGGAGGAGAGCUCAGCGAGUCCAUUGUAUGAAGCAGAAGGAUACUUGGAUGAGGACUAUGAUGAUUUCGAGGAAGGAGAUGAGGAAAAUGAUGCUAAUGGAGAACACAACUCCAAAACACAGGAGGGCGCGAACACGCGGGAGAACACCGAAGAGAGCACUCGAGGUAAAAAGCGGAAACAUGAGGACGACGACGAAAACUGAAAGUUGCCUUACGCGGAGUUAUCUUACUAGUUUGUAAGUUUACAAAGCUCCGAGACAUCGGACAAUAAAUCACCACAAAUUGAACUGUUCCCAGUAGACGAGAGAUUGUUAUCAUCCGGAGCGUACAGAAAAAUGUUACGUCUUUUGAGAGGAAUCUGUAGUUUGUUGUCCGACAAGUUGAUGUUUCAAUUAAAUUGUUUAUGUAAUAAUAAUUUUUUAUUCUAUUGAAAUGCUUAAUUUUUAGUCUAAUCAUUGAAAUGAAAGUGCAUGGAUUUUAGGGUUAAAAAUAGCUCUCGACAAAUCUUAAAUGUAUAAAUAACAAUUAGCUAUAAGUGAAAUGAUUUUUUUUUUAAUGAUUCCGAUGCCUUUUAACACGUGACGAUUAUAUUCCGAUGUGGGUAUUCCGCCUGUAUAUUAAUAUGACCAACUAUUAGACUGGUUGAGACAUAUUAAAUAUGAAAAAAAAAAAUUCUAUGUGGUGACGAUUUUCAUAUUUAUGUACAAAAUGAAAAUACAAAAGCAAAGAAUAAAAUAUUAGUACGGGCAAACUACAUACUUUUGAUUGACUUGUAUAUAUUCUGUUUGAAUUUAUUUUAUUAAUUGAUUUAAAAAUAUAUAUAUACUCUUGAACACCAUUUAUGUUAUGUUUGUGAUUUCACUUGUAAAUAUUCAAUAUUUAUACAUUUAGGCAACACUAGCAUUUUUACUCUUUCUCUGCAUAGAAAAGAACAAUGUACGAGAUAAGAAGCAAACCGCAGAAAGUCAGUGAUAAACCUCAACUUGUUUUCGAUAUUUUGUCUUAUUGUACCAUAUUUAAAUAUUUCCAAUGUACACUUGUAGAAAACCAUAUUGUUAUUUUCACAUUCUAUUUGAAGAAACCAACAUCUAUAUAUAUAAAAGAAAGUCGUGUUAGUUACACUAUUUAUAACUCAAGAUUGG